Molecule: messenger RNA, 1055 nt
Organism: Eupeodes corollae
Lineage: Eukaryota; Metazoa; Arthropoda; Insecta; Diptera; Syrphidae
Gene: Pmm2
Product: phosphomannomutase
Exons: 1
Coding region: 166-924 (252 amino acids)
Biological process (GO): protein N-linked glycosylation; mannose metabolic process; GDP-mannose biosynthetic process
Cellular component (GO): cytosol
Molecular function (GO): phosphomannomutase activity
Source: RefSeq, a predicted model, not a curated record
UCAGCGCUGUCAAUAGUACGGCAGGUCGGCUAGAUAAGACUCGACUUGAGUGUAAUAUGAAUGAUACCAUUAUUAUAAUAUACCAGAACGACGUGGAGGACAACCAGCUAUUGUUCAGAACCCUUAUCAUCUUCAGUGAAAAUAAAAUCCAUUCCAACAAUAAAAAUGUCCAAAUUAGAACGCAAUGAGAUCCUACUUCUUUUCGACGUCGAUGGGACCCUUACCUUCCCACGCACAGUAAUAAAACCCGAAUUCGAGGAAUUCUUUUACUCGAAAGUGCAACCCCGAGCAACAAUUGGCAUUGUGGGUGGCUCUGAUUUAGAAAAGAUGUUCGAACAAUUAAAUGGCAAGAAGAUUUUAGAGAAAUUCGAUUUCAUAUUCCCAGAAAAUGGAUUAGUUCAAAUAGAAGCCGGUAAAGAAGUUGGAAAACAAUCGAUUCAAGAGCACUUGGGUGAGAAAACCCUACAACGAUUCAUUAAUUAUGUGUUGAAAUAUCUAUCGGAGCUGGAAUUACCAAUCAAGAGGGGCACGUUCCUGGAAUUCCGCAAUGGCAUGAUGAACAUCUGUCCAAUUGGCCGUCAAUGUACGAGAGAAGAGCGUAAUAUGUUUGCCGAGUACGAUAAUCAACAUGGAGUUCGAAAGGCGAUGAUAAACGCACUUACUCGCGAAUUCGCCGAUGUUGAUCUGACCUACAGCAUCGGAGGGCAGAUAAGCUUUGACGUGUUUCCACAUGGUUGGGAUAAGACCUAUUGUCUGCGACACAUCGAGAAGUUUCACAAUUUCGAAGAGAUUCACUUCUUCGGAGACAAAACCGAACCUGGUGGCAACGACUAUGAGAUUUUCGUAGAUCCACGAACAAUUGAGCAUAAAGUUGAGACCCCCGACGAUACCAGAAGAAUCCUCACGGAAUUGCUUGGUUUGUAAAAGUCGACUAUGACCAAAUGAAAAUAUUGAACAGCAUUCCUCUGAUGGCAUUUGAAAAUAUAAAAUUAAACAUUCUGUUAAAGGCGCUUUAAAUUUAUUAAGUUUAUAAAAAUAAAAUUGUAUGUAAAAGA